AUGUCAGACCAAAUUAAAGAAUUUGUUGAAGUACCAAGACAAUUUGUUAAAGAAGGAACACAGUUUAUAAAUCGAUGUACGAAACCUGAUCGCCGGGGUAUUUAUUUUUCAAAUUAUGGGAUUCAUUGGGUUCUUCGUAAAGUUGAUCCAUAUUCCGAUCAAUAA
This is a messenger RNA of Diversispora eburnea, 165 nucleotides long. Lineage: Eukaryota; Fungi; Glomeromycota; Glomeromycetes; Diversisporales; Diversisporaceae. The record is from the annotation of a GenBank genome assembly.